UUCUACACGUUUUUUGUCUCUACAUUGGAGGCUGGCCAAGCCAGCUGCGCCUUGCGAUACGGCCUUUCCUUCGAGGGAUGCGGAUGACGCCAAGGCGUCUGGUCAUGUGACUGAGGGAGAGCGCUUCCUGGUUGGGUAAGGGUGAGUGGAAUGGCUGACAUCCCUGUGAGUCCUGGGGUUACUCCCGCCGGACCGAGAAUGGGACCCGGUCCUGCAGAAGGCGCCGACACACUUUUCGUGGCCCUGAGUGCUGGUUUCACGGUCCUCAGCCACCCGCUGCUCUACGUGAAGCUUCUGGUGCAGGUUGGGCAUGAGCCUCUACCUCCAACUAUUGGGAGAAAUUUACUGGGGAGGAAAGUUUUUUACCUUCCUGGAUUUUUUACGUAUGCCAGGCACAUUGUGGAAGUAGAUGGGAAAAUGGGUCUUUUCCGUGGUCUUUCUCCUCGUAUCAUCUCUAGCGUUUUAUCUACGAUAAACCGCGAACAAGUGAAGAAGGCCUUCCCGUUAGAAGAUAUGGAACAUGUUUCCAAUAAGGAUGAUAUGAAGACAUCUCUCAGGAAAGUGACAAAAGAGACUUGCCAUGAGAUGACGAUGCAAUGUGUAUCCCGAAUUAUUUCUCAUCCACUUCAUGUAAUAUCUAUGCGCUGUAUGGUCCAGUUCGUAGGACGAGAAGUUAAGUACAGCCAUAUAUUUAGUUCAGUCAAGACAAUUUGGAAAGAAGAAGGACUCUUGGGAUUCUUUGUAGGUUUAGUUCCUCAUGUCCUAGGAGAUCUUAUUUUUCUGUGGUGUUGCAACCUUCUGGCUCAUUUUAUCAACACUUACGCUGUGGAUGACAACUUCAACCAGGCUUCUGUCAUUCGGAGCUACACUAAAUUUAUGAUGGGGAUUGCUGUGAGCAUGUUGACAUACCCUUUUCUUCUUGUGGGUGAUCUCAUGGCAGUGAACAACUGUGGCUUUCUCUGCUAUGUAGGUUACUUGCAGGGCUCCCUCCAUAUGCCCCUGUGUUUUCUUCUUGGAUUCAUUGUUGGAGACAUCUUAGUUCUCAGGGGCAGCUCUUCAGAGGUUCCAGCCUACUUUUUCGUAGAGCAUCCAUACCAGCACCUUUUUCCGUUGACUAAUUUCAUUUGGGAGGCAGAAGCAAACUUAGAUUCUUGUAGAAGAGACUCUAAAACAGCUUGUUUUUACCAUUCUUUUUCAUUUGUAAAAUGAAAGGCUUUCAGCAGUAAGAACAGCUCAUUUCAGUAAGUUUGACAACCAAAAGGUCAGCUAUUUCUGGCCAAAUGUUGCUUGCCAGACAGUGCUGGUCAGGACUUGGAUCAAAAGGGCAGCCUGAAUAAUAACUUUUCAGCUUUUCAGGCAUAGUCAUGGCUUUGCAGGAUAUAAGAAGCUGAUUUACAUUUUUCUCUAAAUAAGAUGUAAGAUGGAAUGCAGAUUUCCCCCCUUUUGUACCAUUAGAGAAAACAGCUUAACCUUUAUCUCUUUAUCAGUUUUGGUUUUUGCCAUGUUAUUAGUCUACAUAUUAAAUCCAACUGAUGUUGGAAUACCUUUCAUUCCGAACAUUUAGCAAAACCACAAAAAAUUUUAAUACUGAUUUUUUUUUUAAUCAUGACAUGUAUAAACCUGAUGGUUUAGUUUUUAUAAUAUCUCUAGGCAUCUUAUUUUGCAUCAGCUAUUUUUUAAGUUAAAUAUUUGACAAAGGCACUUCUUAAGUAGGACCUUAAACCCUAAGAUAGAAUGGAUUAUUUACAUGGAUCUAGACAGAUUUUUUUUUUAUUUAGUAUUGAUUACAAAUUUAAGCUUGAUGCAGGUAGUUAUCGACUUAUGGCCACAAUUGAGACCAGAAUUUCCAUCGCUAAGCAAGGAAGUUAUUAAUUGAGUCGUGCUCAUGAUCUUUCUGCCAUGGUUGUUAAGUGAAUCGAUGCAAUUAUUAAGUGAAUCAUGUAGUUGUUAAAUAAAUCCAGCUUUCCCCAUUGACUUUUCUUGUUGGAAGCCAGCUGGGAUGGUUGCACACAGCAAUCAUAUGACACCAAAACUGGUUGCCAAGUCUCUGAAUUUUGAUCACCUGACCACGGGAUGCUGUGACAGUUAUAAAUGUGAGGACCAGUCAUAACUCACCUUUUUCAGUGCUGUUGUAACUUUGAACAGUCACUAAAUGAAUGUUUGUAAAUCAAGGAAUACUGUAUGUUGUGAUUUAGGAAGAAAUUCUGUGAUAAUGAAAACUGAACUACAGAGCCCUUAGUAUAGUGGUUCUCAACUUUCUAAAUACCGCGACCCUUUAAUACAGUUCCUCAUGUUGUGGUGACCCCCAAUCAUAAAAUUGGUGUCUCGGUUCCUAAGACC
Thamnophis elegans (Western terrestrial garter snake) is the source of this 2340-nucleotide messenger RNA. RefSeq names its product mitochondrial carrier 1 (gene MTCH1). The record is from RefSeq and is a predicted model, not a curated record. The transcript is spliced from 12 exons. Gene Ontology annotation, cellular component: membrane; mitochondrion. NCBI's taxonomy places the organism in Eukaryota, Metazoa, Chordata, Lepidosauria, Squamata, Natricidae. The coding region runs from base 151 to 1209 and encodes 352 amino acids. Gene Ontology annotation, biological process: positive regulation of apoptotic process.